This is a messenger RNA of Momordica charantia (bitter melon), 3103 nucleotides long. NCBI's taxonomy places the organism in Eukaryota, Viridiplantae, Streptophyta, Magnoliopsida, Cucurbitales, Cucurbitaceae. The record is from RefSeq and is a predicted model, not a curated record.
UCAUAUGUCAGGUAACCCCAAUUUAUUUGCUACUUUUUCACCAUCUACAUCUUUACCUGAUGUUACAAUAGCGGAUGGCACCGCUUCUCCUGUUCUUGGCUCUGGCACAGUUCAUCUCUCCAAAACUCUUUCAUUGACCUCUGUUUUAAAUUUGCCACAAUUUUCUUUUAAUUUGAUCUCUGCCAGUAAACUUACUCAUGAUCUCAAUUGUUGUGUCUUAUUCUUUCCUGGUUAUUGCUUAUUUCAGGAUCUUACAACGAAGAAGACUAUUGGUAAAGGGCGUGAAUCUAAUGGCCUCUACACGUAUGAUACACAAAUACCUACGGCCACUGUUUGCACUCGAGUGCCAACUCCUUUCGAAGAACAUUGUAGUUUGGGUCAUCCAUCUCUCUCCGUGUUAAAGAGUCUUCGUCCUCAAUUUCACAGUUUGCAUUCUUUAGAUUGUGAGUCAUGUCAAUUUGCUAAGUUUCAUCGUCUCAGUUCCUAUCCUAGAGUCAAUACAUGAGCUAAUGCUCUUUUUGAAUUAGUUCAUUCUGAUGUUUGGGGUCCUUGUCCUAUUGAGUCCAAAAAUGGAUUUCGGUAUUUUGUUACUUUUGUUGAUGAUUUCUCUCGUGUAACUUGGUUAUAUUUGAUGAAACAUCAUUCUGAGUUACUUUCUCAUUUUCGUAACUUUCAUGCUGAAAUUCGAACUCAAUUUGGUGGCUCUCUUAAAGUUCUACGGAGUGAUAAUGCUAAGGAAUAUUUUUCUAGUGCUCUUGGCUCCUAUUUAAGUGAACAUGGUAUUAUUCAUCAAUCAUCUUGUGUUGAUACUCCGUCUCAAAAUGGAGUUGCAGAAAGGAAAAAUAGACAUCUUCUCGAAACAACAAGAGCCUUAAUGUUUCAAAUGCAUGUUCCAAAAUACUUUUGGGCUGAUGCUGUUUCGACGGCUUGCUUCUUGAUUAAUCGCAUGCCUUCGUCAGUUCUUAAGGGUGGAAUACCUUAUCGUACUUUGUGUCCUACGCAACCUUUAUUUCCUAUUAAACCUAAAAUAUUUGGUUGCACUUGUUUCAUUCGGGAUGUUCGCCUCCAGCUCACCAAAUUAGACCCUAAGUCAUUGAAAUGCAUUUUCCUUGGUUACUCUCGUGUUCAAAAAGGGUAUCGAUGUUAUUGUCCUGAUCUCAAUAGUAUCUUGUCUCUCCUGACGUCACGUUCUUUGAAAAUACUCCUUUUUCAUCGUCCUUGAGUACCAGUCAGGGAGAGCAGUCACAGGAAGAUGAUACCUUUCUUGUCUAUUCUAUUGUCUCUACUUCUACUGAAGAACUUCUUAGCAAUACAUCUCCCUCUGCGCCUGAUCCUUCUCUCCCCACUAUUACUCAAGUUUAUUCUCGUCGGCAACCUCCUACAGAUUCAUGCCCUAUACCAACAGCUUCUUUGUCUGUGGAUCCAGGAACGAGUGAUGACCUUCCUAUUGCCCUUCGAAAAGGUAAGCGUAAGUGUACUUAUCCUGUUUCUUCUUUUGUUUCAUAUAACCAUUUAUCAUCAUCUACUUGUUCGUUUAUUUCAUCCCUUGAAUCUGUAUCUAUUCCUAAAACUGUUCAUGAAGCUUUGUCUCAUCCUAGUUGGCGGGCUGCUAUGUUGGAGGAGAUGACUGCCUUAGAUGACAAUGGUACUUGGGAUUUAGUGUCUCUUCCUGCCGGAAAGAAACCUAUCGAUUGUAAAUGGGUGUUUGUUGUUAAAGUUCGUCCGGAUGGAUCAAUUGCCCGUUUGAAAGCUCACCUUGUUGCUAAAGGAUAUGCGCAGACUUACGAAAUUGAUUAUUCUGAUACUUUUUCUCCGGUUGCUAAAUUGGCUUCUGUCAGGUUAUUCAUUUAUUGGCAUCUAUUCACCAUUGGCCCUUGCAUCAGCUUGAUAUUAAAAAUGCAUUCCUCCAUGGUAAUCUUCAAGAAGAAGUUUAUAUAGAGCAACCACCAGGUUUUGUUGCUCAGGGGGAGAAUGGAAAGGUAUGUCGCCUUCGUAAAUCCUUAUAUGGGUUGAAACAAAGUCUGCGAGCAUGGUUUGGAAAAUUCAGUCAGGUGAUUGAGAAUUUUGGAAUGAAGAAGAGUAAGUCAAAUCAUUCUGUUUUUUAUAAAAAAUCUGAGUCUGGUGUUAUCUUACUAGUUGUGUAUGUUGAUGAUAUUGUAAUUACUGGUAAUGAUUCAUCCGGCAUCCUAUCACUGAAGUCUUUUCUUCAUAGUCAAUUUCAUACUAAAGAUUUGGGAAUGUUGAAAUAUUUCUUAGGAAUUGAAGUAACAAGGAACAAGAAGGGGAUCUUUUUGUCACAAAGAAAGUAUGUACUUGACUUGUUAACUGAAACAGGAAAGUUAGCUGCUAAGCCGCGUAGUACCCCAAUGAUACCUAAUUUACAACUUACAAUGGAAGGGGAGUUGUUGAAAGAUCUUGAGAAGUAUAGGAGAUUAGUAGGGAAGCUGAAUUAUCUUACGGUUACAAGGCCAGACAUAGCUUAUCCAGUCAGUAUUAUGAGUCAGUUUAUGAGUUCUCCUACAACUGACCAUUGGAUCGCAUUGGAACAUAUUCUAUGUUAUUUGAAAGAUGCUCCUGGACGUGGCUUGUUAUAUAAAGAUCAUGGUCAUCUUAAUAUUGAAUGUUUUUCAGAUGCUGAUUGGGCAGGUUCUAAGGAAAAUAGAAGAUCAACCUCAGGAUAUUGUGUAUUUGUCGGAGGUAAUUUAGUUUCUUGGAAAAGUAAGAAACAAAACGUGGUGUCGCGUUCGAGUGCUGAAUCAGAAUAUAGAGCUAUGGCACAGUCGGUGUGUGAAUUAGUAUGGAUACAUCAGCUUCUGACUGAAUUGGGAUUUGGCAUCACCACUCCAAUAAAACUUUGGUGUGAUAAUCAAGCAGCUCUUCAUAUUGCAUCUAAUCUAGUAUUUCAUGAACGAACCAAACACAUUGAAGUUGAUUGUCAUUAUGUAUGUGAGAAAAUACUGCAAGGAUUGGUGGUUACAGGGUAUGUGAAGACUGGAGAUCAGCUAGGAGAUAUCUUUACUAAAGCAUUGAAUGGAGUACGAAUAGAUUAUUUGUCUAACAAGUUGGGCAUGAUUAAUAUAUAUGCACCAACUUGAGGGGGAGU